AUGCCUCAUCAUUUAACCUCCUUCGUGGCUGCUUUAACUGGAUCUGUUACCUCAGGAACGUGUUGUGGUUGCAUCCCAUUCAGUUUCUCGUCUGCAGUCUCCCCAGCAGUUGCAUCUUCAACUGCCCCUUUGUCAGCUGCCAUACCGAAUACAGCAAUACCGGCAGCUGUUGCUUCUCAAAGUGCUGUAUCAUCUACUCCUGUAUUAACAAGUGUUAUGGCAUUCUUUGCUCCAUUAUUAGCAUUUUAUAAAAAAUACAACAUCUUUGAAGAAACAAAUAAUUGUAGUAUAGAAAAGGUAGACAAAAUGUGUCAAUGCAAUUUCAUCAGUUCAGAUGAUUCAUAUUAUCUUAAUAAGGAUAUACCAAGUGAAGAACCCUACUUUGGUGGAAAAGAUAAUUACAAACAAAGAAUAGAUAAUAAUGAAAAUAUUACUAGUGAUAGUGAAACAAUGAACAGGUGCAAUUUAAAUGGUGAAGAAAUGAUUAAAGAAGAUCUGGAGUCAUUAAGUCAUGAGAAAUCAUUGACAAGUAGUAUAUAUUCUACACACUCCUUUCUGGAUGAUACAGAACAGGAUUUAUUUAAAAAUUCAAAUAAUUACUAA
Messenger RNA from Plasmodium gonderi, 603 nucleotides. RefSeq lists its product as hypothetical. Lineage: Eukaryota; Apicomplexa; Aconoidasida; Haemosporida; Plasmodiidae. The transcript has a single exon. The record is from RefSeq and is a predicted model, not a curated record. The coding region runs from base 1 to 603 and encodes 200 amino acids.